AUGGAAAUUCCUGCUUUGUCAGAAUUAACACUGCAAUCAGUUGUUGAUUACAUUUGUAGCGGUACAUACGACAAUGUAGACUACAAAUUGAGUCACAAUUUGAGUAACCAAAUAUAUCAUUCGGUUAAAAACAAUUCGAAAGAAAUUCCAAACGAAAAUAUAAUUACGCAGUUUCAAAUGAAGCUAAAGUUAACUAAAAUUAAUCAUAUGUAUCAUAAAUUGAAUAGGAAUACGAUGGAAAUGUUUAGAAGUCACAUUUUGGAUCAUUUAAUGAUUGGAUUCUUGGAUUUUGAUGAUUUCGGAAAGAAGUAUAAGGAUGAAAAUGAUCAUAUUGACGUUGUGUCAGUUUUGGAAGACUCUUUGACGUAUUACUCAAGGGAAAAUUUGAAAUUAUUAACAUUGAGAAUGCAAAACAAAUAUCAAAGUGGCUGGACGGAAGUGAUUGGACCGAGGUUGCCGAAUCUGGAAACUCUCAAUAUCUCUGGAAUAGAAAUUGGACAACAAGAAUUUUUGAAUCUUUGCAAAUCGUUUCCGAAACUAAAAACUUUGGAUAUCAGUUCCUGUGCCGUCACGAAUCUUAAUGGAAUUUCUAAUCUGAAAAAUCUGGAAGUUUUGAUUGUCCGAGAUUUAAAUUUAGCGACUCCAGAAGACUUGGACGACGUUUUUGGAUGUAAAAAGUUGAGAAUGCUGGAUUUCGCAAAAUCCAAUCGGAACGAAGGAGCAAGUGUCAUGUGGAACUACAUGAAGUGUGGAAAAGUUUUGGAAGAAUUGGAAUUCUUGGAUUGUAAUGGGACUGAUAUUGAUAAGUCGAUGGUGGAGGUGCUAAUGAGUACUCAUAAGAAGUUGAGAACCAUUGUGACAUUUGAUAGUAUCCUCGACUUCUCCACUAUUCCUGGAAUAAAACUAAUCAAUAGUUCGACUCCUCAACUCAUGAUUGAAGGAUUUCAACACUAUAUUUCUAUAAAACGAGAUGGUUUCAUUGGCUGGAUGUUAUGUCUGAUUCGUGAAACGUAUCUACUGGAAUGGAAUAAAAAUAAAGAUCAUCAAGUACUCAGAGACUUUUUGAAAGUUGUCUGCUUGGCGAUGAAAUCAUCCUGUUGGAAAGCACAUGUUUUUCAUGAUGGAGUCAGAUGUCUCAUGGAAAUUACAAAAGAACAAAACAUAAAACUGUUGGGACCUAUGGAGAUUUCAUUAAUGAUUGACCAACUCGUUGAAUCGGGAACUAAAUCUAGAACAUUGACCUACGAUACAGAGAUAUUAGAAGUUGCAUACACCAGAAGUUUGCAUAUCAUUCAUCAAAAUCUCAAUUUUCCACAACUGAAAAUCAAAAAGUUGUGUUGGUAUACUGUUGACUUCCUUGCUUCGAAAUUCAGUCCCAGUAUUCCCACAAAACAAUUUUAUAUUUUGGAAAAUUUGAUGGAGAAAUUGGAUUUGGUAGAUUUGAAGAUACUGUAUCGAAGAACUGAUCUAUUGGAUUCAUUAUUAGAUUUCCUACAUUUAUGUAACACGGAAUCAAAAGUAUUUAUGGAGCAGCAUCGGAAAAAUGUCAAUUUUAUACUGGAUUUAAUUUAUACCGUGACAAACGACAAUGACGAAACUGGACGAUAUUUUAUCAAUAAGAAAGUGAAAAAGAUUCAUGCAAUCCCAUUGUUGGUUCAUUUAAGUGACUUCAAAUGGACUGAAUGGCCGGAGAAAGUGAAAGCUCUCAAAAUUUUGGUGAACUUGACUAGAGUUGAGGAUUUCAAGGAAAAAUGGGGAAGAUAUUUUCGGUUGGGGGCGUGGCUGUUUCUAAGAAACCAACUAAAAGGGUACUACAAGUACUUGAACGCUUCCACUGGAACAUACUUGGCUACUGAUAAAGCGUACUGCUCCAUGACAAUCCUAUCAUGUCUAAUGUGCCUUCCAAAUAAAAACAAGAAAAAGUAUUACAAGUGGAAAAUUGAAAAUACUGAAAUGGUAAAAGCUUGUCAGCAGAUUCAAACAUCUCACAUUUCUGUAAACCUUGAUUUCUAUUCAUCUGGUGUAGUUUUAAUGGAGACAAUUAAAAACUCGAAAUAUGACGGACCAGUGAUGUGGGCGCUAUUGACGAUGAAGGCCAUGUUGGAACGAGAUAUAGAUUUAGUGGAAAUAUUCAAGGAUUCGGGAUUAUUAUCUGCCGUUCAACGAAUUCAGAGUAAAGAAAAAGGGGUGAUGAAGUUGAGAUUAGAGGUUUUGAGACUGUUGUAUUGA
This is a messenger RNA of Caenorhabditis remanei, 2229 nucleotides long. RefSeq lists its product as uncharacterized. The transcript is spliced from 8 exons. The coding region runs from base 1 to 2229 and encodes 742 amino acids. NCBI's taxonomy places the organism in Eukaryota, Metazoa, Nematoda, Chromadorea, Rhabditida, Rhabditidae. Gene Ontology annotation, cellular component: Cul2-RING ubiquitin ligase complex. The record is from RefSeq and is a predicted model, not a curated record.